AUGGUAGAUACGAAAUAGUAGCUUAAGUUUGGUCUCCCUCUCAAAAUUUCAUAUAUCAAAUUCAAAUAAUGUUUCAUCCACGGUUGCUGUAAGAGAGUCAGCAAUAUUCUCAGUGAAGACUAAGUACAUUAAGUUCAACAAUAAGCAAAGGGAGUUAGCUAAUUGGAACUUGACUCCAACCAAAAGUAUUCUUGAUAAAACAAAGAAACUUCAAAAUUAUAAGCCCAAACGUAGGGAGAAUCUAAAAAUCAGAGGAUACUACUGAUGUCAUGAUCCUAAAGAAAAGUACCUGAGCAAUUACAGCAGCUUCAGCUCAAAAUUUGGGUCUAUAAAUCCAAAAUUCCAAAAAUCCCGCUUGAGCCUAGUGUCUCGGCCUAAAGCUCAGCCCUGAGCGACAAACUCUGUUGAGGGUUUUGGGGUCAGAACUCCCACUAAAUACUCAACUGAAGCUUAUCGCUGCAGAACCAACACUGACACCACCUUUCACUGAGAGCCUAUACUUACAAAGAUAAAACCUAACAGACCAAAAACUAGAGCAAAGACUAGAAACACAGUGAGGAAGGCCAUAAAGGAAGAGAAGCAAGAGGGUGAGAGACUGAGAAGGAGGGAAUAUUCACGAGGUUAUACGUUAAAGGAGAGAAGGAAUGAGACGUUGUUUUCGAACAAGAAAGUUGAAGAACAUGUCAAUGUGAAGAUGGAUCUUGGAAAAUCUCUCUUAAGCCAGGCAUGCAGAUCUGUGGUGAUGUUAAACUCAGAAGAAAGACCUUACUCUCAGAAUAGCCAAACAAUUCAUUUAUCAACAUUUAAUUCUUGAAAACUAGGCCAGUCUAACUCUGCAAAGCUCAGGUCUAGCUCAAAGAAGCCUUCUAGAAAUGCAGAUAUUUAUACUUUAAACAGAGCAAUGACUAAAACAUUCCAAUACAACCCUCAGCUCACAAAUUUUCGAUCAAACAGCAAAGCUCAUAAAGCUCUCAACUCAAAAUCCACAACAAAAUACCAAAAAGACUUUCUUCCAAAUAACUCAAAACACUUCUCUACCACACUCUCAAGAGCCAAACCUCCAAAUCCAAGCUGUUACAAGACCACAAAAGCUUCAAGCAAGCACAAGAAGAAAGAUGCAGGGAUCAGUCGUUUUAUAGGCAAGAUUCGCAGGAAAGUGACGCUAAAGGAAAGACAAGCAAUCAAGAUGAGUAUGAAGGCGAUUUCAGAAAUUGAGAAGAAGUUUGGAAAAUCACUUUUUCAAUAA
Moneuplotes crassus is the source of this 1246-nucleotide messenger RNA. Lineage: Eukaryota; Ciliophora; Spirotrichea; Euplotida; Euplotidae. The record is from the annotation of a GenBank genome assembly.